AGUCACAAAUAUUUCACAAAUAUUGUCGAAUUUGUCCUCAAACUACUCUGUGCCAUGGGCAUUGUCUUAUUAUUUAUUUUUCAUAGAUGAGGAACCAAAGAAUAGACGAGUUAAAUAGAGAAUGGUUAUACAGUUCAUUAAUGAAUGGACAGAUAUACGAAGAAUGGUGUCCUAUGCAGAAUUUUGAGAAGAAAGUCAAAAUCUCACAUUAAUCCAAGAAAUCUUUCUGCAUCUCGGAGAUGCUUGAGGAAGAGAUCCCAAAUACCCUCAGUCAAUUUGUUCCUUUCUUCAUUCAAACCGUCCGGGGCACACGGAAUCCGCUGUGCACAAGACAGAAAUAGAUCCUGUUCUCUUGGAGCUUCCGUUGUACCGGGCGUUGUACCGCCACGCAAAGAUUAAGAUAGGAUGGUAUGAUGGUGACUGUAGGCCUACUUUGGUCACUUGAUGGGCACAAUCUAUGCUCUGGGUUGCUUUCUCACACUUUUGGUGGCGUUUUCUUCCUUUUACCCCUCGUCCGCCAGCAACACGCUCAGACGAUUCCGCCGCGCUGCCCUGGUUCUCCACUCAGUGCGCCUGCGCCCAAGCCUGGCCCAAUCGGAUAUAGCCCAAGGCUGUAUCGAGGGUGGGAUUGGUUCCUCAGCUGGGGAAGCAGAAAGGGGCGGGGCUUUAUCCCGAAACCUGUGGCUGCUGGCUGACGGAAGUGAGCUGGAGACUCGGAAAAGUUGUUGUCGCAGGAAGUCUGGGGGGAAAACGCUACCGGGUGAUGGCGGCAAAGGCUAAGGCAGAGGAGGUGGGUGGGGCUGGUCUUGCCCAGCGGUUGGGAGUGUAGGGGCGUUUGCGGCUAGACGAAGAGGCGGUGCCAGGGAGUCAGAGAGGGGGCCGCAGACACUGUGGGGUCGGGGUCGGCGGUGAGGGCGCCCGGCCUGUCGGGAACCGCGGGGAAUCACCUGGGCCGUCCGGGAAGAAGCCGAACCGGCCCCGCCUCCAGCUUGUCCUCCGCCGCAGGUGCCGGUGGACGGCGCAGCGGAGCAGCAUCCCCCUGCGGCGGCCGAGGAGUUGGCCGCCCAGAAGCGCGAACAGAGACUGCGCAAAUUCCGGGAGCUGCACCUGAAGCGGGUGAGUCGCCCUAGAGGCCAGCUGAGACCUGUCACGUGGCCAGGCCCGUGCGCGUUUGUGGAGGGACGAGGAAGCCGCACCAGCGCGUGUGACAGACCUGCAGAGCUGCAUGAAAGUUCGGUCCCGGUGGUUCGCAACCUGGCAUCACACUGAAGUCACUCUGAGAACUUUUAAAAGCUAGACAUGCUUAGGCCUCACUUCCAGGGUGUCUGAUUUGAUCAGUUUCUAAACACAGACAUUGUUAUUUUUUUAAGCAUCCUCUCCCCGCACCCUCCUCUCAGCUCAAGUGAUUCUGUCAAACCUUUCUUUUUAUGGAGGGGGAUACCGUGGACCAGAAAUGGAAAGUAACUUGUCUGUUGUCACGCAGCAAGUUGGCGUCAUUCAUCCAGAAACAGCCCCUCCCCUAAUGGCCUCUAGUGUGCUAUAGCCAACUAUCAACGGAUGGUGUGGAUACAGCGGUAAAUAUGAAUGAAGCUCGAAAAUUAAAUCACCAGGAAGUUGUGGAGGAAGAUAAAAGACUUAAAUUACCUGCAAAUUGGGAAGCUAAGAAAGCUCGUUUGGAAUGGGAAUUGCAGGAAGAAGAAAAGAAAAAAGAAUGUACAGCAAGAGGGGAAGACUAUAAGAAAGUGAAGUUGCUAGAGAUCAGUGCAGAAGAUGCAGAAAGAUGGGAGAGGAAAAAGAGGAGGAAAAACCCCAAUCUGGGAUUUUCAGAUUAUGCUGCUGCCCAAUUACACCAGUAUCAUAGGUUGACAAAGCAGAUCAGACCUGACAUGGAAACAUAUGAGAGACUGAGAGAAAAGCAUGGAGAGGAGUUCUACCCAACAUCUAACAGUCUUCUUCAUGGAACACAUGUGCCUUCCACAGAGGAAAUUGAUAGGAUGGUCGUAGACUUGGAAAAGCAAAUUGAAAAACGAGACAAAUACAGCCGGAGACGUCCUUAUAAUGAUGAUGCAGAUAUUGACUACAUUAAUGAAAGGAAUGCUAAAUUCAACAUGAAGGCAGAAAGAUUCUAUGGGAAAUAUACAGCUGAAAUUAAACAAAACUUGGAAAGAGGAACAGCUGUCUAAUCUCCUUCAGGAACUGUUCUGACUGCCAAAUUGUACCAGUAAAUCAGGACUCUUUCCUUUUAUAAUUUGUAAAGACAUGUUUUACAAAUCUGUGUAUUUUCAUACUUAUAUAUUUAUUAUUCAUUUGUUUUAGAAAAAUGUCUUGUAUUUCUGUGUUUAAAGUGUGUGCUUAAUGUGUGCACUCUGCUAGGCUUAAAAUCCUUAGAUACGAACACAAGUCAUCAUCAUGCUGAAAUCUGUCAUACAUUUGACUUGACCUGGAGUUGAACUUGGGAGCUUCAGAGGUGAGACGCUAAAUUGGCACUAAUUCUUCUUAUAAGCUAUGGUAGGUAGUGAAAGGAAGGCAGUGGUCACUGGAAAUUCAACCUAAUCCCUCCCUGCUCCAAGAGGUCACAAUUAGCAGGUGCUUGCCUGUCCCAUGUUCUGUCCCAUAGCCCAGGUCCAUUUAUGGGGCAAGCAUAGAGGGUGGGAGACUGAUUCUCCAAUAGCAUUUUACAAAUAUGCCAUCCUUCAAAAAGCAAAUAUUCCUUGGAAGAAGGUAAGUUAAAACACUUGGUGAAAGUAUUAUUAAAAUACACAUAAUACAAUCUUUUUUUUUAAAGGCUAACUGGAAUUCUAACCUUAUUUCAACUGUAACUAAAAAAUUAGGACAUGUGAUUUUAGUAGUAAUUAUGGGAAACAGACGAUAGAAAACCUGAAGUCAGGAGUAUCCCAUGAAAGUGAAGAUUAUUUGUGCCAUGUUAUGUGAAUAAAAACAUGCCUAGGAUUGAGAUCAGUAUAAGCUGGGCACACUUAUUGAUCAAUGAGUAGGAAGCUCUGAUUUAGCUAAUGACGGGCUUAUAAAGAUGGUAAUAUAAAUGCUAAUAAAGGUAUAUUCAAUGUACUGUGAAUAGGGAAAUUUUAACAUUGUGGUACAGUCAUACAACUAUAGAAUGAGACAGAUCUAACAUGAAUAGAUGCUCUUACCUAUAUAAAGAGAGGUUUGUAC
Messenger RNA from Balaenoptera musculus (blue whale), 3171 nucleotides. RefSeq names its product pre-mRNA-splicing factor SYF2. Bases 1581 to 2183 code for a protein of 200 amino acids. Lineage: Eukaryota; Metazoa; Chordata; Mammalia; Artiodactyla; Balaenopteridae. The record is from RefSeq and is a predicted model, not a curated record. Gene Ontology annotation, cellular component: post-mRNA release spliceosomal complex; catalytic step 2 spliceosome; Prp19 complex. The transcript has 6 exons.